AUGAGCGUCCGACAAGCGCCAACGUAUCAACAGGGCGCGCCCGAGCGAUCGAUCGACGACGAUUCCGAUGUUGAAGAGGAGGCGCUCGCGAAUGACUACCGCGAGCAGGUCGGAUAUGAAGCUGGGGAGAACUACGAUCUCGACCGCUCCGUGUCGUUAGGAGGAGGCACACAGGAUUUGCAGGCACAAUUGUCCGCGGCUGCGACGCCGCUGGAGUACGGUGCAUCGAUCGAGGCCAAGAUUCAGAGCUACGACAGCUACUGCAAUCUUUUCCACUUCAUCCUGAACAGUGACGGACCCGUCGAUAUCGAAGUGCCAUCGGUAAGAGAUGUCACAGUGGAGUGGAACGAGCCCGUACUAAUUCAUACGUGAAGUAUUACUGGGCAUGGGAUGUUAUCGACGAGUUCAUAUACCAGUUCAACUCCUUCUGCGCCUACCGCCAAAAGGCCGCCUUCACACUGGACCAGCCCAACGCGAACAUCAGCAGCGAGGACGUCCAGGUACUCCGCGACAGUCCCCAGGUAUGGGGAUGCUACUCUGUCCUGAACGUACUCUAUUCUCUCAUCCAGAGAUCGCAAAUCAGCGAACAACUUGCGGCACGCAAGAGAGGCGAGGAUCCAGCACCGUACGCCGGCGAAUAUGGCAGCCGAAGCCUCUAUCAGAUGCUCGGAUACUUCUCCAUAAUCGGCUUGCUGAGAGUGCACUGCCUGCUUGGCGACUUCAGUCUUGCACUGAAGACCCUGGACGACAUCGAGUUGAACAAGAAGGCCAUGUUCGCCCGUGUCAUGGCUGCCAACUUCACCACCUACUACUACAUCGGAUUCUCGUACAUGAUGAUGCACCGCUAUGCCGAUGCUCUCCGAGCGUUCAACCACAUCUUGAUCUACGUCUCACGGACGAAGAACUUCCAGAAGGGUGCACAGUACGACAGCAUCAGCAAGAAGAACGACCAGAUGUACGCCUUGGUGGCUAUCUGUGUAGCUUUCUACCCUACCCGUCUUGACGACACCAUCCACACCGCCCUUCGUGAGAAGUAUGGCGAGCAACUCACUCGCAUGCAGCGCGGCGGCCCAGAGGCUCUUCCAAUCUUUGAGGAGCUGUUCCGCACUGCCUGUCCGAAGUUCAUCUCUCCUACCCCACCGGACUUCGAGAACCCACACCUGAACCCAGACCCAAUCGAGCACCACCUGACGGUCUUCAUGAACGAGGUCAAGAACAACAUCUUCACUCCCACCGUUCGCAGCUACCUCAAGCUCUACACUACCAUGGACCUGACCAAGCUUGCUGGAUUCCUGGAGGUUGAUGCCGACACUCUACGCAGCUGGCUCCUUGUCAACAAGCAGCGCAGCCGGCAGGUGAGACAUUCCGAUGGUGGACUGCUUGAGGGUGAUGUCGUCAACUCAAACGACCUCGACUACGCCAUGGAAGGAGAUCUCAUCCACGUCUCGGAGGCGAAGGUUGGCAGGAGAUUGGUGGACUGGUACCUGAGAAACCUAGCGCGGACCUACUAG
Messenger RNA from Lecanosticta acicola, 1511 nucleotides. The record is from the annotation of a GenBank genome assembly. NCBI's taxonomy places the organism in Eukaryota, Fungi, Ascomycota, Dothideomycetes, Mycosphaerellales, Mycosphaerellaceae.